Messenger RNA from Diabrotica balteata, 333 nucleotides. NCBI's taxonomy places the organism in Eukaryota, Metazoa, Arthropoda, Insecta, Coleoptera, Chrysomelidae. The record is from the annotation of a GenBank genome assembly.
AUGUCAACAGCUUAUGGUAAAGUGUUCCUAGUUAGAAAACGAGGCGGUUCCGACGACGGCCGUUUGUAUGCCAUGAAAGUACUGAAAAAGGCAACGAUAGUCCAAAAGAAAAAAACGACUGAGCACACUAAAACCGAAAGACAAGUCCUCGAGGCCGUCCGCGACAAUCCCUUCCUAGUUACCUUACACUAUGCCUUCCAGACGGAUGCCAAACUACAUCUCAUAUUAGAGAAAUCCUUCCAAACAUUGGUUGAUCCUAGAACAACUCAAAAAAAUGUUUGUAACCAUGCGCCAAGAUCUUUAUUAACGAAAAUUUGUUCUUGUUUAUUUUAA